Molecule: messenger RNA, 750 nt
Organism: Ceraceosorus guamensis
Lineage: Eukaryota; Fungi; Basidiomycota; Exobasidiomycetes; Ceraceosorales; Ceraceosoraceae
Exons: 3
Coding region: 348-641 (97 amino acids)
Cellular component (GO): membrane
Source: RefSeq, a predicted model, not a curated record
AGCUCCGCCUCGAUCCGGCAGCAUCCAUAAACACGGGAACGCAAGCGGCUUGUCUUGUGCAUGACUGAUCUCCACAUGCGCAACCCCUCGAAACAGCAGCGACUGCUGCGCACCAAGGAAUCGAGGAGUGAGUUGCAAGUCAUCAAUGGCGGUGAAAGGUAUCUUGUAUAGGCACUAUACCGACUUUCCCCUCUCGAUCCUCACCAUCGUCAACAUCCGCACAUCGCGAGUCGACUGAAUUCCAGCUUGUCUCCCGAAUCGAAUCGUCCGCACCCGCGCAGUACGGCUCUCUCUCUCACCACGUCUACGCACAACGUCGGCAAAUCACCCGAUUGUCAUCAGUCACCAUGGUCAAAGGUAGCGAUAUUCUGCUCUGCUUGGUCUGCAUCCUCUUCCCACCUGCCGCCGCCGCAUUCGUAGCCGGAUGCUGCUCGUGUGAUCUGCUGAUCAACGUUUGCCUGACCAUCUUGGGAUACAUUCCCGGUCACAUUCACGGAUUCUGGCUCAUUUACAAGAAAAUGCGCGCAGAGGAGCAGUACGGAGCUGCCUAUGUCUACCUGGGCAACGGCGAGUAUGCAGCUGUUGAUGCUGCACCUGCUGGAGCUCAGCCUCCCAACUACGGGGCGGCAGGUCACGCUUAGCGGGCAUAUAUGCUGAUAAGCCAUAGCACUCCUUUGGCAUCUCGCGCGCAUCGAAGGAGCAGAGAAUUUGGAUGAUGGGAAUUGCAAUGAUCAAUGCAUGUCUAGCUAA